CUCGCAAUUCGUGUUACUUUUACAGUACAGCAGUUCUGAAGCUGCGGGCUGCCCUAUUGCGGCUACCGGCUGACUGGCUGAGCUUACUCUGCCUUACCUUGGUCGACAAGUGAAGUGCUUAGCUGCAGUGCAGAGAACAUUAAGGCCCACGCCAUCCCAGCAUCUCCACCCAGCAGCGCUGCCGAUAUUUCGAGCGCCAUUAGAACUAACUUUGCCAGGCCACCGAGCCCUGCCACUGCAGCUUGCGGAAGCAGCACAUCCUCCUCGACUCGACACUCGACACUCCUUCGCUGCUGCCGUGUUCAACAACAACACACCCGCCUUCCUCCAUUGCUUCCUCUCAUCACACCCCGCCUCCACCAAAUAUGCUCACCUUCCGCCGAGCCCUCGUCGUUGCCGCCCUUCUCUUAACUUUCUUCCUGCUGUUACGGAACACCCAUCCUGCCGGCCCGGCUAAAGUCAACAACUCUCCCAAGCCGACUGGAUCCCACGCAGAUAAUAGGAAGAUCGUUGACGCCUCGCCGGACGGCCCAGAGAAGCUGGUCGACCAAGCAAAACCUGCAUCGACAGCGCCAACGAAAGGCUACAAGGACGAGAAUGGAGGGAGGAUAGCAUUGAAGCAUUCGCGACCCCAGAUCGCAUUGGACGACUUGAAGCUGCGACCCCUGCGACAACAAAUAUCAUAUUCCUUCCCAUACGAUCCUGAGGGUAAAUUCCCUGCAUACAUAUGGCAGACCUGGAAAGUCACUCCUGCUUCAGGAGACUUCAACGAGGAAUGGAGACCAGCAGAGGCCUCUUGGACAGAGCUGCACCCAAGCUUCGUGCACGAGGUCAUUACCGAUUCUGUCGCCUCAAAUUUGAUCAAGCACUUCUACGCAAGCAUUCCUGAGAUUGUCCAAGCAUACGAAUCUCUGCCUGAGCCCGUGCUGAAGGCUGACUUCUUCCGAUAUCUGAUCCUGCUCGCAAGAGGCGGCAUCUACUCCGACAUCGAUACAACCGCGCUCAAGUCUGCCGUCGAGUGGGUGCCUGCAGAGGUCCCGCGGAGUAGCUACGGCUUGGUGAUUGGCAUCGAGGCAGAUCCCGACCGACCAGAUUGGCAUGACUGGUAUUCGCGGAGGAUCCAGUUCUGCCAGUGGACCAUCCAAAGCAAGCCUGGCCACCCUGUGCUCGUCGACAUCGUCGCUACCAUCACCGAAGAGACUUUGCGACGCAAGAAGGCCGGCGAACUGGACCGAAAGCAUAUCAAGAGUGUCGUGGAAUUUACUGGUCCUGCAGUCUGGACAGACACCAUCUUCAAAUUCUUCAACAAUCCCGAGUUCUUCGAUAUGACCACGAGCAAAGGCAACAUCACCUGGCAACACUUCACAGGCAUCACACAGGCCAAGAAGGUCGGCGAUGUCGUUGUGCUUCCCAUAACCUCAUUCUCGCCUGGUGUGCAACAAAUGGGUGCACAGGACAUUGAUGACCCAAUGGCGUUCGUGCAGCACACGUUCGAAGGCACCUGGAAGCCUGAGAGCGAACGCCAUAUUGGAGAAAAAGAUAAAGAUAAGCAGUGAAUGUUUCAACUAUAUCUGAGACAUCGGAACCUGGCAAGCAUCGCGUAAAUCUCGCCAUGACUUGCGACAAAAAUCCCGCGACCCGAACAGGCGCCGAGAAAGUCGGCACCAUGGCACCGACGCCUUCGACUGCGAAAGCACGGCGCCACUACAAUAGAGCAUGACAAAAACUGGGAAUCAUAGAGGUCGGAUCCUAUCACGUAGGAUCCCACGCUAUUUGGACGAUUUUACUACACGAGACAAAUCUCUCGUUUGGAGUUUCUGGAGAGGGAGAAGCGAACCUCCCGCUGGGCCUGGCAUCACACAUCGCUAUUCAAGUGCUGAAUAGCGCAUUUGCUUGUUGUUUUCAAGACUUCUGCAUCGGUGGCGUUGAGUUGGACUUCAUAUGUAACCAUACGAAAUGGCAUACUGCAACACGCAGUAGCAUUGCUCACG
Messenger RNA from Pseudocercospora fijiensis CIRAD86, 1991 nucleotides. RefSeq names its product glycosyltransferase family 32 protein. Lineage: Eukaryota; Fungi; Ascomycota; Dothideomycetes; Mycosphaerellales; Mycosphaerellaceae. The transcript is spliced from 3 exons. Gene Ontology annotation, biological process: protein N-linked glycosylation. The coding region runs from base 366 to 1556 and encodes 396 amino acids. Gene Ontology annotation, molecular function: alpha-1,6-mannosyltransferase activity. Gene Ontology annotation, cellular component: mannan polymerase complex. The record is from RefSeq and is a predicted model, not a curated record.